AUGAUACCAUUACGCUUGGACGAACUCAUACGCGAGACAACAACAAUGGCAAACAAGCAAGUCGAGGCGACGAGAGAUGACAAAUUCGGAUACACAAUUCAUACUUUAAAGGAGCGAUACGAUCUCCGUGCAUCUAUUGAAGAACUUAAUACGAUUUCAUGGCCAAAGUUUCUAGCGCAAGACAUUGUUACGAAUGAUGCAUGGGAUGUUCUGUUCAAGGAAUGGAACGAAUAUCAAGUAGUAAUCGUAGAUAACGAUGGAGAUAAACUUAUAGGCGUCGGACUAACAGUACCAAUACAUUGGGACGGCAAUAUCAACACAUUACCUUCCGGCUGGGAAGCUGCUACUCAACUAGGACUAGAUGAUCUAGCUGCUGGAAAAAGACCUACAGCUCUGUCCGCUUUUGCAAUUAUGGUGAAUCCUCAAAUGCAGAAGAAGGGUAUUAGUGCUCUUAUUCUUAAAACAAUACUCAACAUAAGUCGACAGCAUGGUUUCCAUUCGUUCGCCGUCAACGUCCGUCCGAUUCUCAAGAUGAAUUACCCGUUGAUUCCUAUUGAAACAUAUGCAUACUGGGAAAAUGGCAACGGAGAACCGUUUGAUCCUUGGAUGCGCGUGCAUUUUCGGGCAGGUGCCAAACUAAUAGGUGUUUCUCCACGUGCCGUUCUUGUCAAAGGAACGGUGUCUCAGUGGCAGAAAUGGACGAACAUGGAAUUUCCGGACAGUGGAAAGUAUGUAGUUAGCGGUGCUCUUACACCAGUUACCAUACAUCACGAACACAACGUAGGAAUUUACUUUGACCCUGCCGUUUGGAUGAUUCACACCAUUGGUUCUGCUUGA
Molecule: messenger RNA, 837 nt
Organism: Adineta ricciae
Lineage: Eukaryota; Metazoa; Rotifera; Eurotatoria; Adinetida; Adinetidae
Source: the annotation of a GenBank genome assembly